GGCUCGGCCAACCCAUUCAAAGAAGAGAGAUAAGCUCUGAAAACACUCCAUGUUCAUCCACCAUUUACGCACUUGAGCUAAGGAGGAAGAAGGAGGGGAAAGGAGAAAAGAAAAGUUGGCUUUGGAAAGGAAAACUUGAGGUGCUUAAGGUUAUCUAUAUUCUUCUAUAUGUGGAUGAUAUUUUAAUCACUGGUUCUUCUGUGGCUCUUGUUCGAUCUAUUAUCCAGUCUUUAGCUACAAAGUUUGUCAUGAAGGACUUCGGGGACAUUCAUUUUGUCUUGGGUCUUCAGAAUCGGCAUACAUCUCAGGAUGGUGAACUUCUCACUGAUGCUACUGGGUAUCGCAAUAUCCUAGGGCACUGCGGAUUAUGGUUUAUGGCUCUAGUCCAAUCGUGAUAUUUCUCUCUUAUUGCCUACUCAAAUGCUGGUUGGGCCGAUUGUCCGGAAAGCAGCCGCUCCACCACUGGUUAUGCUAUCUUCUCGGGUCCUAAUUUAAUCUUCUGAUAGUCCAAGAAGCAACCCACAGUCUCAAAAUCCUCCACUGAAACAGAGUAUUGUGCCAUUGCUUACGCUAUACAGGACACUCUCUUCAUUCGAUCAUUGCUUGUAGAGAUUGGUAUCUGUAUUUCUACUCUUGUUCAGUUUCACUGUGAUAAUGUUUCUGCCUCAUAUCUAGCUGAGAAUCCUAUUCAACAUGAUCGUAGUAAACACAUCAAGAUUGAUUACCAUUUUGUCAGAGAACGUGUUGCUCAUGGAGAUCUUGUCGUCAAAUAUGUUCCUACUCAGUUCCAGUUAGCUGACAUUUUUAAUAAGAAUUAUUUAUCUAGUCAGCGUUUUGAAUUUUCAUGAUUCAAUCUGCGAUUUGUUUCCCCUGCACAGAUUGAGGGAGUGUAAUAAUAUAAGAGUUGGGACAUAUUUGUAAUUUCCUAAUUUUCUUUGUUUAGUGUGAAUAUACCAUCGGGGCACCCUAUUAGGGCAAACCAUUAUACUAUUCCAUAAUAUUGUAUGAAAUGUGUAAAAGUUA
Cuscuta europaea is the source of this 1023-nucleotide messenger RNA. NCBI's taxonomy places the organism in Eukaryota, Viridiplantae, Streptophyta, Magnoliopsida, Solanales, Convolvulaceae. The record is from the annotation of a GenBank genome assembly.